AUGCCUCUAAAUAAAGCGGAAUCAUCACCAUAUUUCUCAGAAACACUUCCUACAUCUUUCCCUGGGACUAUCCCCGGAUCAUCUCUCUUUACGGAGUCCAGGACUGAGUUUGAAACACAGAGUUAUUUUAUUGAGAUCCUGGAUGAGAAUCCAGGUUCUCAGGUAGGCCUAUCGUUGGCCGAAGCCACGGGAUCCAGUCUGAGAAGCACCCGAGUGGAGGAUUCCCAAGCCAGUGUUUCUUGGGAGUGGUACCCGCUUGAAUGGAAAUGGUGGACGAUCAUCCAACUCCUAGCUGCGAAUGUAGGAAUCAUCGGAAACUUCCUGGUGAUCCUGGUUGUUUUCAGGAGAGGGAUCAAACGGAAGUCCACCGACAUCCUCAUAGGAACUUUGGCCAUUGCUGAUUUCCUGACCUCCAUAUUCCUGAUACCCCUGCCACCAAUCAAGCAACUCCCAUCGACUUGGAUCGGUCAGAUCUACUGCAAGAUAGUCUAUGUCAACAUCGUCAUGUGGACCUCUGUGACUAUUUCUGUUUUCAUCCUGUCGGCUGUGUCCAUUGAACGCCUUGUUGCCAUAGCCUAUCCUCUACACUUCAAGACUAUCUUUUCAAAUCGCUUGACAGCUAUCUACAUCUUCGUCAUCACUGCAGUAGUGAUCAUCAUCCAGGUCGUGUGGUCUUUCACGGCCUUCGUCGAUGAGGACAAGAAUACAUGCGUAUUGCGAUAUUCUUCAAAGCAACUACAGGCGGACGUCGGGAUCGCCUUGUUCUUCUACAAGAUUGUCAUACCGGGUUUUGUCAUGUUUGUGUCGCAAGCUCUGACGGUAAUGGUUCUGCGAGCAGAGUACAAACGGUUCGGCGACACGGGCAAAGACAUCAACGUUUGUAGUCCUCAGUUCAAGCUUUUGAUAGCGAAGAAAAGGGUUGUGAACAUGCUCCUGAUCGUCCUAUUAACCUUCUUCAUCUGCUGGGGUCCUAAUCAGAUCUUCUAUCUGUUGCUCAACCUUGGUCUAGUACCCACAUCUUAUCUCUAUGGUCCGUUGCAUCGAUUUCUUGUUGUUUUAGCUUUCUUCAACUCUUGUCUCAAUCCGGUUAUCUACACGGCCCGUUAUCCACGGUUCCGUGAAGCUCUUAAAGAUUUGUUCUCAAGCUCUUCUAUCAAGUCACAAGUCCCAAUCUUUGGGCAGAAAAUGGAAACUUCUACAGUGCCUACCAUUGCCAGUAAUGUUGCUUGA
Messenger RNA from Lytechinus pictus (painted urchin), 1230 nucleotides. RefSeq names its product galanin receptor 2a-like. Gene Ontology annotation, molecular function: G protein-coupled receptor activity. The record is from RefSeq and is a predicted model, not a curated record. NCBI's taxonomy places the organism in Eukaryota, Metazoa, Echinodermata, Echinoidea, Temnopleuroida, Toxopneustidae. Gene Ontology annotation, cellular component: membrane. Bases 1 to 1230 code for a protein of 409 amino acids. The transcript has a single exon. Gene Ontology annotation, biological process: G protein-coupled receptor signaling pathway.